CGACGUCCAGGUGUCUUUGUUUUUGAUCACCAGCGAGAGGUAAACAAGCACCAAAAUGUCAGACCUCAGGCAGAGGAAGCCCGCCGAAAGUGGCGAAGUGUCGCCGGUCGACGAGAAGACCGCCUCCGCCGAAAACAGCCAGAAAGAAGAUAUCGACUCCGAAGAUGAUAAAGGUAUCGAAGAAAAUUUAUCCACGACAAUUCCGCAAGGAACCGACAAAACGCCCGAAGCGCUCGACAGCGCUCUACAGAAUCUCUCACCCAGAUGGCGGAAUUGGGUGAUCCGAGGUAUUUUUACCUGGUUGAUGAUUUUUGGAUUUUGCUUCCUAAUUUAUCUUGGACCUUACGCCCUCAUGAUCACGACGUUGGUCGUUCAAGUUAAGUGUUUUGCUGAAAUAAUCAACAUUGGAUACUCCGUGUACCGAAUCCAUGGAUUGCCCUGGUUCAGGUCGUUGUCAUGGUACUUCCUUCUGUGUUCCAAUUAUUUCUUCUAUGGGGAAAGUCUUGUUGACUACUUCGACAUGGCCAUCAACAAAACUUCACCAAUGCACUUUUUCAAAGUUCUGGUCACAUACCACCGCUUCUUCUCAUUCUGCCUGUAUAUUGGAGGCUUCGUGUGGUUCGUGCUGUCUCUGGUCAAGAAAUACUACAUGAAGCAAUUCUCGCUGUUUGCCUGGACGCACGUUGCUCUCCUCAUUGUUGUCACGCAGAGCUAUCUGAUCAUCCAGAACAUCUUCAACGGGCUCAUCUGGUUUAUUGUGCCAGUGUCAAUGAUUGUUUGCAAUGAUGUCAUGGCCUACAUGUUUGGGUUCUUCUUUGGCAAAACCCCACUUAUCCAGCUGUCCCCAAAGAAGACGUGGGAAGGAUUUAUUGGAGGCGGGCUAUCCACAGUUUUAUUUGGACUAGGGCUCUCGUACAUCUUAUGUCAGUACCCGUUCUUUGUGUGCCCAAUCACAUACAGCGAAGCUCUAGGAAGUACCACCAUGGAAUGCGAACCGUCGCAACUCUUCAGACCUCAGGAAUAUUCCCUUCUCGGGAAAACUUGGAAUAUUUACCCGUUCUUGCUGCAUUCGUUAUCUUUGUCAGUCUUCAGCAGCGUGAUUGGACCCUUUGGAGGCUUCUUUGCCAGCGGAUUUAAGAGGGCGUUUAAAAUCAAAGAUUUUGGCGACAUAAUUCCUGGGCACGGUGGAAUAAUGGACAGGUUUGACUGUCAAUAUUUGAUGGCUACUUUUGUGAAUGUGUACAUCUCAAGCUUUAUUGCUACAACGUCACCACAAAAGCUGUUACAGCAAGUGCUCACCAUGAAACCGGAACAGCAACUGCAGAUGUUUUACACUCUGAAAGAGGCCUUGGAGAACAGAGGAAUUUUGUCCCUUGGCAAUUGAAUUUCCACCAAAUCCUAAAAAUAUGCAUUUUAAAAUCUUCAAAGUUGCUUGAGUUGCUCCUAUUUUUGCUUGUCUAUCAUUUUUGUAUGUAUAUUUUGUGUGAUCUUAAACUCUAAUGAAUUAUUAACUGUCUAAGCCACGUUGUGGAAAUAUUGUUAUUUCCCUAUAAACUUAGGUGGGUAACCAAGUUUGACUGCAGAUUCAUCAGGUUUAUUCUACCAAAAACCUAUUUCACCGUCUUUAUUUCUGUCCAUGAUCUCAAUCGGACAUCGUUUAGAAAACAACCGAGUGCCACACUUGCCAAAAAUUGUUAGCAACCCCUCCGUCAACUUUAUUGUGAUGCAUGUUGGUGUAACUAAUACAUGUUUAGCCAUACCAUUCCAUGCCAAUCACCUCUGGAUGAUAGAGAGCAGCUGGCCACUGCAUCUCCACGGUCAAGGUUUUGGCAGGUUCACACAACCGAAAUCGUUGAAACAAUUCAACACCUUGAACUCGAAAAGAAAUUUUACCACAAUAAUGCUUUGGUCUAGCAACUGACACACUUUAAAGUCUCAAUAUAUAUGUCAUAUUUAUACGUGUAUUGCUGUUUCACACCUUUGCACAUUACCUCCGAUUAAGAAUGUGCUGAUUUCCAAGCUCUUUUGAAUUGCAUCCUUCGUAAUUAUGUUGCCAAAUGUGGCAUAGAGUUAAUUAUACCACACCGUCAUUUAAUGAUAGAGUGCAUGUGUUGAGAAUAAAAUCGUGCUACUGCAUCAAAUGUUUUCUGAAGAAUAUUUAUAAGAUCGCGAGAAACUUUGCGGCCUGUUAGCAACACUGCAUGAGAUUGGAAAUAAAGGCAAGGUAAUAAGAAGCUGUUGAUCACAAAAAUCCACAUUGCUGUUGCAUAGAGGAAUUAAAUCUUAUAUAUGUUGUGUUGAGAUAUUGGCUCCUAUGAAAUUAGGAGAUUAGUACACACUAGAUUAUAAAAAUUCGUUGCGUAGAGAUAUUGUUUACUUAUUGAUUGGCAAACGAAGCUGUUCUGUUGUCGGGUCUGCAAGAACUAGUCUUUAAGAUACGUUAAAUAUAUAUGCAGCAAUAUUGCAGUCUACCAUUGUAUCUCCAUGCUCUAUCUCUGAAACUCCGACUGGUAAAAAUAACUCUGAAAAUGUAUACUUCCUGAAUCCACGCAAUCUUCAUCACUUCCAACAAAGGAGGAUGCAUGACCAGCUCACAACUUAUAAUUAUGCUAGAUAAUUAUGUUUUCAAGGUUGCAAACUCAUGGCCAAAUUAUUCCUUUGGUAGUUCAGAUUUGGACUGCAAUCUUAGUCCUAAAAAUGAUUGUUUUUAUGCCUAACAAACUGCGGUAUUUCCAUGUGAAUUAAAUAAAAUGAGUUGAGUGGAGUAAUAAAA
This is a messenger RNA of Cloeon dipterum, 2773 nucleotides long. RefSeq names its product CDP-diacylglycerol synthase (gene Cds). Bases 56 to 1384 code for a protein of 442 amino acids. The transcript is spliced from 11 exons. Lineage: Eukaryota; Metazoa; Arthropoda; Insecta; Ephemeroptera; Baetidae. Gene Ontology annotation, cellular component: endoplasmic reticulum membrane. The record is from RefSeq and is a predicted model, not a curated record. Gene Ontology annotation, molecular function: phosphatidate cytidylyltransferase activity.